AUGAGGGAGGAGGCUAGCGUUGUAUUUUACAGACGAAAUCGUUUCGUCUUUAUGGAUACAAUGGGGUACCAGACCAAACUCUUACAGUCCUUUCUAUAUUCCGUUGGGCCGGUGAACGCACGUCUUAUGUCUCACAUCUGCAUGGGUUUUCUCUUUGGGGAGAGCGUCAAAGAGGGACCAGAAAAACACGCGCUCAGUGAAGAUGAUGUAGACAGUCUGAAGCUCCUUCGACAAUUCGCCAGUCUGACAACAUUAGAAACUCUACUGUAUAGCUUCAAUCCUAUAUGCGCAAACGAAGCAAACCAGGAUACGCACCACUCACGAUUCGUUCGAGACGCGUGCUCACAUGUUGAUGCGCAACUGAAGAUCACCAUACCAACACUGCGCAAAAUUAUCAUCGUGUUUCAUGAAAUGCUGCCGAAAAGUCAGGUGGUGGAUUUAAUGCGCCGCUUUCAGUGGACGGUGUGGCGAACUGAUAAGAAUGGUAUUAUUAUUGAUCAAGCAUGA
Botrytis byssoidea is the source of this 507-nucleotide messenger RNA. RefSeq lists its product as uncharacterized. The transcript has a single exon. Lineage: Eukaryota; Fungi; Ascomycota; Leotiomycetes; Helotiales; Sclerotiniaceae. The record is from RefSeq and is a predicted model, not a curated record. Bases 1 to 507 code for a protein of 168 amino acids.